Anarrhichthys ocellatus (wolf-eel) is the source of this 902-nucleotide messenger RNA. RefSeq names its product small nuclear RNA activating complex, polypeptide 5 (gene snapc5). The transcript is spliced from 4 exons. Bases 180 to 542 code for a protein of 120 amino acids. NCBI's taxonomy places the organism in Eukaryota, Metazoa, Chordata, Actinopteri, Perciformes, Anarhichadidae. Gene Ontology annotation, cellular component: nucleus. The record is from RefSeq and is a predicted model, not a curated record. Gene Ontology annotation, biological process: transcription initiation at RNA polymerase III promoter; transcription by RNA polymerase II.
UCAGCUAGUAACGUUAGCUGUGUCCGUAGCAUAACAGCUCCGCUAUCGGAAUUCAAAACAAAAGCUGUCGGAAGCACGUUAUCUUGUUCAUCACCGAUUUCGACGUUAAUAUGGAGCUGUAGGCAGAAUUUAUAAAUAAAGUGUUGAGGAAUGGUCUGACUGCAGCAGCACCAGUAAAGAUGCACAGCCGUCUGCAGGAGUUGAAGAAGGAAGAGGAGACUCUCCUCAAAAUCAAAGUCAUGCUACAAGACCAGCUGAACAGGUUGAAGUUUGAAGAAGGAGCCUUGAAAUCGAUCAUUAGUGCUCAAACAGAAGAAGGAGACCCUCAACGAUCUUCCCCAGAAACUGAGGUUCAUAUUAACCUUGACGAUGAGAGCGAGAUCAAUCAAACCAAACUGCUACUGAACGCCGCUGUAGAUUUUGAUAUGGAAGAGGAAGAUGAUGAGGAGGAGGAUGAAGAGGAUGAGGAUGAUGAUGAUGAAGAAGAUGACAAUGAGCUUGGGUUUGCGCCUGAGGACGAUGAGGAGGAGGAUGAUUACUGAGAUUCUCAAUAUUUGCACCACUGAAGAAGAACCACAUGUAAACGGACAUCUGUUGAUUUGUUUACCCGUUUAUCACUUAUGGAGUUUAAUUUAUUUGGAUGGAGUGAGUUACACUUACAGUUUAACAUGUGCGUGAUUCCAGGCUUGUCAUCCACAACAUGGUAGAAUUCAUGUGUCAAAUUUUGUGAGAAAUGUCUCACUAAAAUGCAGUAAGACAGUGUUAUUAGGUGCCUAUAGUUUACUAGACAUAUUGCAUUUCGAGGAUUAGCAUUAAAAUGUAUGGCUGGGCCAUAUAAGAAGAUAGUGUGUAUGUACGAGAUGAUAAUUGUAAGCACAAAAUAAAAUGUUUUGCAUAGGGUU